UCGAGUCAAGUUGUUGGCACCGCUCAUGACUGUGCUUUUAGUUAGUCCAUGCACAUUAUACCCAUCUCUUCUGGCAAUUUUCCCAAAAAUAGUUAUUCUUUAAUCAUCACUAAUAAUUUCAUUUUUUUUUAACCAACUUAACACUUUUCAUUGGCACUGUCACGUGUAUAAUUUUUCUACAAUAGUAAAAAAAAAAAUUCGAAAAGACUGGUGACCCACAGGCCAUUAAAAUAUUGAAUCGAGCAACGAAAUAAUUGGGCGGUGGCCGCCGCCGCCGAUCGCUCCGGUCGUCCUUGUCGUGGACGAUGACGUGCCGGGACAACUGGUGCACCGGGGCGGACCAUCGGGUGGCCAGUGCGUGUGCUGAUAGCGUGCGACGACCGGGAAAACAGCGCAAACAGCAACGACCUCGCCGUCAGGGGCAACGACAGCGGCUGCAGCAACAGCUGAGGCAACAGCGGCGGCAGCGGCAGCAACAGCAGCAACUGCAGCAACGGUGAACGAUUGGGGGGCCACCGUGCAAUGGCGACGCCCCCCGACAGCCCGAUCAUCGAAGAGGCGACACUAAUCGAGCUCGAGGAACAGCUGAACAACACGUCUGCGUUUCCGCACCCUAGGCCCGUCGCCCUAGAGGACCUGUGCCGGCAGACCAAGUUCACCAGACAAGAGAUCCGCAUCAUGUACAGGGGAUUCAAACAGAAAUGUCCAGAAGGAGUAGUGCACGAAGAUCUAUUCAAAGAUAUCUACUCCAAGUUUUUUCCACACGGAAAUUCGAAUUUAUAUGCUCAUUUUGUGUUCAAAGCAUUUGAUGUCAAGAGCAAUGGUGCAAUUAGUUUUAAAGACAUGCUGAUGACUCUGUCUACUCUGCUUCGCGGGUCUAUUUAUGAGAAACUCAGGUGGACAUUUAAGCUGUACGAUCUAAACGGCGACGGAUGCAUAACGAGGGCGGAGCUCAGUCAAAUCGUGUUAGCCAUCCACGAGCUGAUGGGCAAAAGACCACAAGGUCGUGGUAGUACUAAAUCCAAAGAUCACACCGAUAUGGUUUUCCAAAAACUCGAUAUCAAUCAAGAUGGCGUGAUUACGUUUGAAGAAUUUAUCGAAUCAUGUUUAAAGGACGAGGCAAUCACGAAAUCAUUACAAAUUUUCGACUCCAGGUCCCUAUGAUUGUCGCUAUCCUCCACCGACUCUAUGGAAGUAUCACUUCUGUCAUUUGAUCAGUCUGCUGGUCAGUCGGAGGAGGAGCAAUGCAGCCAACUACGACAAGCAGACAACGAGUCUUCCCAAAACAAUAUUUUCUUUGAUUUUUAAUGUAAAUAAUAAUAAAAUAUUAUUAUAACGAC
Molecule: messenger RNA, 1340 nt
Organism: Metopolophium dirhodum (rose-grain aphid)
Lineage: Eukaryota; Metazoa; Arthropoda; Insecta; Hemiptera; Aphididae
Product: Kv channel-interacting protein 4
Exons: 7
Coding region: 523-1164 (213 amino acids)
Molecular function (GO): calcium ion binding
Source: RefSeq, a predicted model, not a curated record